AUGGAUAAACCAACAGCUUACCCGUCAAAUAAAGAUCUACUUGAUAUAACCCAAGAAAGCAGAAUUAACACAGAAAUAACGAAUAAUGCUUCACACUUGUUACCCGAGAGCCCUACUCCUUCCAACAUCUCUGCUUCAUCCUCUACCACCACAUCUCCACCAUCAUCUCCUCGAAUCAUCCCUCAAUCGACUCCAGACCCUAUAUCCCCUUCUUCAAAGGUUAAUAAUGACAGGAAUGCCUUCACUUUACCACUCCUCAAAUUCAUUGGUCGUUCCGCGAAAACGCUCCUUUUCACUUUUUUGUUUGACUGGACGCAAAUCAUUCGACAUCCUAUUGGAUCAUUGACAACUCUGAUAGUAUAUCCGUUGGCAUCUGGUCUUAUGGUUGUUGUUUCUGUGGGAUUUCGAAUAGCAAGUCGCUUCAAGCAUGACCAAACAGAGCACCCAAAGAUGUUUGAUGAGGUCAAGCAAGAACUCGUUGAUACGGCUGGUUCAUUUCUCCAAACCUCGUUCGGACUCAAAUACGACAAGAUUACAAAGAUAACCCAUCACGAGGACUACGCGGACGCCCGGUACAUACGUCCCUCUUUCAGCAUUGAUAUUGCCGAAUUUAUGUUAAUUCUCUCGGCCCUCAUUUACGAACGUGAUGAAGCUCCUGGUGGCGUCUACCCUUCCAAGGCCACCACCCCGGAUCAGUAUACUUCUUAUAUUCAUAGCCAAGCCCAGAAAUGGGGUCUAGAAUUCAAGUCAUUAUCUGAGUUGGGAACAAAUGCGAGUCCAUUCUGUGGCGCGUUCUAUGAUCGGAAUAAGAAAUUUAUAGUUAUUGCAUUUAAGGGAACGACACCAACCGAAUUCGCCGAUUGGAUUGUUGAUGUCAGCUUUAUGCGGACUGAUGGCAGGACACAGUUAUUCGGUGAAGUGCAUGAAGGAUUCUAUAGAAUGCUAUUCGGGAAGGAGAAGAAGGGGCGUUCAAAGUUGAUUGAGAGUUAUUCGUAUAGGAAUAUCUUGAAGAACUUGAUUGAUAUCAUAAACGAUAUUAAGAGCGUCAAGGGAAGUGAAACCAGUAUUAACGUCUGGGUUACUGGGCAUUCAUUGGGAAGUGCCCUUGCAACCUUGUUUUAUGCGAGAUUAAUGCGCAGUCCUGCUGAUCUGCCGGAUGAUUGUAUUUUAAGAGACGCCUACAUCUACGGGACGCCUUGCAUAGGGAAUGGUGAAUUCGCAAUUAACUUUUCCUCGCUCUGUAACACACCAUCUAAUCGGUUUAACACAUGCUGGCGCAUAAUCGACGAUAAAGACAUUGUCUGCAACGUUCCGGUUGGAUUCGACAACCCCGAAAUAAUGCAGUACCUUAGCGAUAAUUAUAUUUUUGAUUACGCUCAUGUCGGCGAAGCUAUAAGGCUUUUCCAGGACGGGCGUAGACCAAAGACGGAAGUUGAUGGGUUGCUGCUCGAUGAGCCGGAGAAAAAAGCGGAAGAGAACAAGUCUAGCAACGAAGAGGAGGAUAAAACGAAUAGAUUCGUACCGCCUUUUAUAAAAGAUCAUUUUACAUCUGGUUAUUUGAGAGCUCUGCAGCUGGCAAGACCGUACUUCCCCAGUACUAACACAACGCGGGCAUUAUAUGAAGAACGGCAGCCUGUGCCAAAUAGUUUGACUAACGAUCAAGUGGAUAGUGAUGUAAAAAAUGUAGUUUCGUCAUAA
Paraglomus occultum is the source of this 1698-nucleotide messenger RNA. Lineage: Eukaryota; Fungi; Glomeromycota; Glomeromycetes; Paraglomerales; Paraglomeraceae. The record is from the annotation of a GenBank genome assembly.